AUGUCGGUUCUUUUCGCGAUCGGCUCCAACGGUUCCGGCCAGCUUGGCAUUGGGCACAAGGAAGAUGUCUCCGUUCCCAAGCAGGUCAUCUUCUUCCCGGAAGACCCCGACUCCCCCGUAGUCAAGAUGGCGGCGGGCGGAAACCACACGCUGCUCCUCACACGGUCCGGAGAGCUCUACUGGGGUGGAGACCCCACGAGCGGAGCCUGUGGUCUGACAUCCGCCGCAAAGACUGACGAGCCGGUCUUCCAGAGAGUCCAGCUCAGCAAGGAGGGGCGAGAGGGCGCCUCGGGCACGACAGCUUUGAUCGCCGCGACCUGGGAGGCUUCGUUUGUCGUUCAGAAGGACGACGAGGGGAAGAGGACAAAGGUGUACAGCUUCGGCGCAGGGCAAAAGGGCGAGCUGGGUCACGGCGAGCUGCUUGUCCGUUCGCCGUCUGCCACCCUCGUCAAGGAAUUCCCUCCGGCUGGAACUGAGGUUGUGGAUUUGGCUGCGUGUAUGGGUCACGCUGUGGCGGUUCUGAGCAACGGUGACGUCUAUGCGUGGGGCAAUCUUCGAAAGGGUCAGGGUGGAAGCCCCGACACCGUCGUCUACUUGCCAAGAAAGAUCGAAAGCGUCGACUUCAAAGUUGUCAGGGCCGUCUGUGGGAAGGACUUCACGUGUCUGUUUGGAGCUUCAGAAUCCGGCAAGCUACUGGUUUUGGGAUCCGACAAGUGGCACAUCAAAUCCACCGCCCCAGAGUCGGUGCCCGAGUGGACGGAUGUCGGCGCCAGCUGGGGCAACAUUUACGUCCUGAAGAAGGAUGGUGAGCUUCUGGCUUGGGGGAGAGACGACCAUGGACAGCUACCGCCUCCGAAUCUACCCACGUUGUCCAGGCUCGCCGUUGGCAGCGAGCACGUCAUUGCGUUCACAGAAAAGGGCGACGUGCUAGCCUGGGGAUGGGGCGAGCACGGCAAUUGCGGUCCGCAGGUUGUGAACAACGACGUCAAGGGACGGUGGAAUGUCAUCGCAUCAUCAAAAUUCAUUCCGCCUGGUUCUCAGAUCGCGGGUAUCGGCGCGGGUUGCGCCACUAGCUGGGUGACUAUCCUCACCGGUUGA
Molecule: messenger RNA, 1098 nt
Organism: Colletotrichum destructivum
Lineage: Eukaryota; Fungi; Ascomycota; Sordariomycetes; Glomerellales; Glomerellaceae
Product: Putative regulator of chromosome condensation 1/beta-lactamase-inhibitor protein II
Exons: 1
Coding region: 1-1098 (365 amino acids)
Source: RefSeq, a predicted model, not a curated record